Procambarus clarkii (red swamp crayfish) is the source of this 654-nucleotide messenger RNA. RefSeq lists its product as uncharacterized. The record is from RefSeq and is a predicted model, not a curated record. Lineage: Eukaryota; Metazoa; Arthropoda; Malacostraca; Decapoda; Cambaridae.
AUGUGUUUGAGGAAGUUUCGGUACUCAAGUACCAGGCCUCUUAAAGGGCGGGGAAGGAGCGUGCAGGGAGGAGCGUGCAGGGAGGAGCGUGCAGGGGGCCAGGGAGGAGCGUGCAGGGGGCCAGGGAGGAGCGUGCAGGGGGCCAGGGAGGAGCCUGGAGAGAGCAGUGAGGAGCCUGGAGAGAGCAGUGAGGAGCCUGGCGAGAGCAGUGAGGAGCCUGGCGAGAGCAGUGAGGAGCCUGGCGAGAGCAGUGAGGAGCCUGGCGAGAGCAGUGAGGAGCCUGGCGAGAGCAGUGAGGAGCCUGGCGAGAGCAGUGAGGAGCCUGGAGAGAGCAGUGAGGAGCCUGGCGAGAGCAGUGAGGAGCCUGGAGAGAGCAGUGAGGAGCCUGGAGAGAGCAGUGAGGAGCCUGGAGAGAGCAGUGAGGAGCCUGGAGAGAGCAGUGAGGAGCCUGGAGAGAGCAGUGAGGAGCCUGGAGAGAGCAGUGAGGAGCCUGGAGAGAGCAGUGAGGAGCCUGGAGAGAGCAGUGAGGAGCCUGGAGAGAGCAGUGAGGAGCCUGGAGAGAGCAGUGAGGAGCCUGGAGAGAGCAGUGAGGAGCCUGGAGAGAGCAGUGAGGAGCCUGGAGAGAGCAGUGGAGGAGCCUGGAGAGAGCAGUGA